AAUUAACUCGGUCUUGAGAGAACGGGCAACGACUGAAAAAAAACUCAUGGAUACAACACAAGCUGAAAAGGCUCUUGAACGACAGCUUCAAGAGGUUACGACGCGUCUUUAUAGUGCAGGGCGUCUUGGAGAACGCCUUCUUAGUCAAAAAAAGCAAAUAGAAGAACAAUUGGAAGUAUUAGAAGGGGUUAAUCGGAUCCCAGAGAAUUUGAAAGCUAAAUUACAAGAACUUGAAAGAGAAUUUGAGGAAAUUAAGAAGGAAUCUAAUGAUUCAUGGUUAUUAUUAGGAUCUCUGGAUGAAGUGUCUAGUUUGGACCAGCAGAUUAAGCCAAAUAUUCCACAGUUUAUAAGUAAUGGAACGAUAUCACCUAUUAAACAUGGGUUUUCUACGCGUAGACGUAGUAAUAAGCCAAUAUCUCAGCCUCAUGAUAUUGAAUUUGCAACGGAAAUUGGGCAAAGUUUAUUAGCAGAAGUUCGAAGGCUUCAGGGGCUAUUAAAUGAGCGGGAAGAGCAAUGGAAGGCUAUUAUAUGUGAGAAAGGGUAUUUAGAGCAUGAGAUGGAGGGUUUAGAAGGAAAACUUAAAACGCUGGAAGAAUCAGAAGAAAAAUACAAAGAAGAGAACUGGAAUUUGGAGCUUAUGACACAAGAAAUGGCUAAAGAAAUAUCAAGGCUAUCGGCAUUGGAAACUCGAAUAAGUCAGGAAAAUGCACGGCUUUUGAAGAUAACACAAACGCAGAUCGAAACGAUUGAAACCCUAAAACAAAGGGAAAUGGAGUUAACAGAGAUAUUGGAACAAUUGAGGGUAAAACAUGAAUCAGAGAUAACGAGUUAUCGGAAGGCACAAGAUGAAUUAUUGGAAGAACGUUAUGAAUGGAUAAGACAAGUGGAAGAAUUGAAAGCAGAACGAGAAGCUUUAUUCGAAACGAAUGAUUAUAAUAAGAAAGAUGUAGAGAAAGAAGAAGAAUGGAUAGUGAAUGAUGAGGAAAUGAUUUAUGAAGUAAUAACACCGGAACAACUUUCUCCUCAAUCACCGAUCAAAUGUACUCCUUCGAGAAACAUGCCUUUAGAGAUAGAAACCAUGAAAGCAUCUUUUUCGCAUGCACAAAGGGCGAUUCAUGGAUUAAGAAAUGCUGUUCAGCGUGAAAAAACGGAGAAAAUAGAAUUAAGGCGUCUUUUAAACGAGGCGCUAGAAAAACUCGCGAGAUUAGAGAAAGAAAGUGCAAAAUAUUCGAAAAAAAAAGUAUUUAGAAAAUCGCAGCAUAGCAUAACAAUGAAUCCUUAUAAAUAUAAAGAAAUAACGAAUGAAAUAACAAUUGAAUCCGACUCGGAAUGGAAAGAUGAACAUGAUACAUCAGGAAUAACCAUUAACACGCCGGAUAAUGUAAAACGUCUUGAAGGAAGUUAUUACAUCGAAGAAAAAAGGGAUUCUAUCGAUAUAGAUGAUAAAAUAUCGAAUCAUACGAAAAAAACGCAUUUAGAUAAUAGUGAUGUUUCUCAAGAUUCUGAUAAUGAAAUUAGUGAAAAUAAAAGCAACCGAUAUCUAUCUUCUAGGGGUAAAAAUGAAUUUUCAUUCAAUUCAUCCCGAAAAAUUCAACCUUUAUUUAAAGAAUUACAAAUGUUUAAUCAAAAUAACUAUCUCGAAACCAUUAAUAUUGGAACAAUGACGGAAGAAGUAUCUGAUAUCAUGAAAACUAGAAAUUUCCUUUUCAACUUGAACACUAUUAUAACUGAGAAGAAACCCGUAUCAUUUGAUCCGAAUGAAAAUGUUAUUUUACAAAUAAACGAUACCAAUUCUUUGAUAAAUAAUGAAUCAAAUAAUUUGGAUACUGUUCCAACUACGAAUCUGUCCAAAGAAAUAAAUAAAAUCGAUACGACUGAAAAUAACAAUGAAUUGCAAUCAAGGCCGUUCUCUUUCAGUUCUUUAGUAUCUGUUUUCAAACUUAAGAAAAAGAAAAGUAUUCAAAUGCCUUCUAUUUUUGCGACAAACAAGAAUAGUUCUAAUGUCAAUUUGAAUAAAUUGAAUUAUGAUGAUGAUCUUUUUAAAAAGCCUCAGUUAAAUUCAAGAUUAACAGAUGAUAUUAAACAACAGGAAGAUAAAUCCAAUGUAAUACAGAAUAAUGGCGAUUUUGAUAUUGUCCAAGGAAAUAAGAAAGAUUAUUUUUCAAAUUUCAAAAUGCCACUCAAUGACCAAGAAGCAACACUUGUAACAUCCUCUUCUAAGUUUUCAGGAAAUACGACUGUUCAAUCUUUACAAAUAGGAUCUUUAAAAUCUCAAAAUAAAUCCGAGAUUAUGAAAAAAUUAAAUACGAGUUCGAGUUCUCGAAUAGAAUCAAAUGAAGAUAAAUCUCAUAGUUUCGAUAAAACGACUCAUGUGAAGAAACCAUCAUUCGAAUUCCUAUUACAUGAUCCUGCUAUAAAGAAACCGAAUACAUCUUUAUCUAACUCUGCUGAUAAAGAAAGUACAUACGGAACCAUUACUAUUUUUAAUUCUGUUUUGGCUUCUAAAGGCUCUCUUGCAAAUACCAAUUCAAAAUCAUCUUCUAGUUCGUUUUCUUCAAGAAAUAUUGAAAACCAUCAAUCACAAGCCAAUGGACGUAAAGUAUCCACGAAUGCUCGGCCUUCUAUAGACCCGCAAAUCAUUCGCUCUAUUACACAAACCAUGAUUGGCGAAUACUUAUGGAAAUAUACUCGUAAACAUGCACGAAAGGAAUUAUCACGUAAUCGUCAUUUGAGAUUCUUUUGGAUUCAUCCUUACUCACGAUCCUUAUACUGGUCUAAACGAAAUCCUUCUACUUCUUAUGGACAAGAAUCAUAUGCAAAGUCUGCUUUUAUCGAAUCAGUAAGGGUUGUUUAUGAUAACAACAAUUAUCCACAAGGAAUACAUAAUAGAAGCAUUGUUGUUAUUACUCCAACACGUGCAAUUAAAUUUACUGCUGGAACAUCUACUAGUCAUGAGCUUUGGUAUCAAGCAUUGUCUUAUUUAACUUCUCAAAUCAAUCCUCUCGCAGAAAUUUCUUCAAAUACUGUCGAAUCAAUUGAAACAAAACGUUGUAAUUUGGCUUCACGGAAAACUAGUGAUAACUUGGAUCCAUUAUUUAAGCAACCAAGAGAUUCUUCAUCAACGCUUACCACUAGUUCAAAUAAACCACCUUCUGACAGAAAGUCAUAUCUUCAAAGACAUCCUUCUUUACCUAAAUUGAAUCAAAUAAUUGGAUCAAGUAUUAAUUCUUAUUCAUCAAUGAGGGUUAAAAAAUCGCCUUCUAAAGAUGAUCUACUUUCUGAAGAAUCUCAUUUAGAAGAAAAAUAUAGAAGGAUUAAUUCAAUUAUCAAACAAGCAAAUUUGGAAAAUGUUCGGAGUUGUUGCAAUGGAAAACACGAUGUUGGCACAUUAUCAUAUAGAUCUAGGAGUUUUAGCAGUGAAUCUCGUCAAAGUCGUUCAUCAUCUAGAGGUUACUGUGCUCGUCUAAAUACUUCUAUAAAUCAUUAGAAGAUCGAUAUAUAUAUUAUUAAUUUCUAUUUAAUCUAUAUAUUCA
Molecule: messenger RNA, 3533 nt
Organism: Pneumocystis carinii B80
Lineage: Eukaryota; Fungi; Ascomycota; Pneumocystomycetes; Pneumocystales; Pneumocystaceae
Exons: 5
Coding region: 47-3487 (1146 amino acids)
Biological process (GO): maintenance of protein location in cell cortex; establishment of mitochondrion localization; microtubule cytoskeleton organization
Cellular component (GO): mitochondrion; cell cortex
Molecular function (GO): tubulin binding; phospholipid binding
Source: RefSeq, a predicted model, not a curated record